UAACUUUGCUAACUAGCGCUUGUAGCAGCCUUGUCAAAACUAGUCGCCGAGCUGCAUCGUGUUUACACGUGAACAAGGUGUCCAAAGAUCCGGCACAUCUCCUUCCCUAGAGGUGGACACUGUACUGUAAAACUGGGGUAUCCAUAUCCUUUGAUUGUGUCCUGCUACGGCUGCCUUCCACUCCGUGACUCACUGGUCACAACAGGGCCUCCUUAGAAAAAGGACCCAAACUGUAGCUCCAGGUCCCCUCUGGUAGUGUGUGAGACGGUUUGCACUGAAUUGAUUGGGGACCCCCGAAGUGACAAGUCAAAAUGUCGUCCAUUUUGCCGUUCACCCCUCCUGUGGUGAAAAGGCUUUUGGGCUGGAAGAAGUCAACCAGUGGACAAGGCAUAGCAGGCGGCGGAGAGCAUAACGGGCAAGAGGAGAAAUGGUGCGAGAAGGCGGUGAAGAGUUUAGUAAAGAAGUUAAAGAAGACAGGACAGCUAGAUGAACUGGAGAAGGCUAUCACUACGCAGAACUGCAAUACAAAGUGUGUCACCAUCCCCAGCAAUUGCUCUGAAAUAUGGGGGCUGAGUACACCAAAUACGAUAGAACAGUGGGAUACAUCAGGCCUAUACAGCUACCCUGACCAAACCAGAUCUCUGGAUGGCCGCUUGCAAGUCUCCCACAGGAAGGGGCUUCCCCAUGUUAUCUACUGCCGCUUGUGGCGGUGGCCGGACCUUCACAGCCACCACGAGCUGCGUGCCAUUGAGUCCUGUGAGUAUGCCUUCCACCUCAAAAAGGACGAGGUCUGCAUCAACCCGUACCACUACCAGAGGGUGGAGACCCCAGUGCUGCCUCCUGUUCUCGUGCCAAGACACUCAGAAAUACUACCGGACCUGCCACCUCUGGAUGACUACACUCAUUCUAUACCUGAAAACACAAACUUUCCUGCAGGUAUCGAACCCCCAAACAACUACAUACCAGAAACGCCCCCACCAGGCUAUAUCAGUGAGGAUGGGGAGGCCAGUGAUCAACAGAUGAAUCAAAGUAUGGAUACAGGCUCUCCGGCAGAGCUGUCUCCUAGCACGCUGUCCCCAGUCAAUCACAAUAUGGACUUGCAGCCGGUGACUUACUCGGAGCCGGCAUUCUGGUGUUCGAUAGCCUACUAUGAGCUGAACCAGCGUGUAGGGGAGACAUUCCACGCAUCACAGCCCUCGUUGACAGUGGAUGGGUUCACGGAUCCAUCAAACUCUGAGCGCUUCUGCCUGGGCCUGCUGUCUAAUGUUAACAGGAACGCCACUGUGGAGAUGACGCGAAGGCACAUAGGAAGAGGAGUUAGACUUUACUACAUUGGGGGGGAGGUGUUUGCUGAGUGCUUAAGUGAUAGCGCUAUCUUUGUCCAGAGUCCAAACUGCAACCAGCGAUAUGGCUGGCAUCCAGCGACAGUGUGUAAAAUUCCACCAGGUUGUAAUCUAAAGAUCUUCAACAACCAGGAAUUUGCUGCCCUGCUAGCUCAGUCAGUCAACCAGGGUUUUGAGGCGGUCUACCAGCUCACCAGGAUGUGCACCAUCCGCAUGAGCUUUGUCAAAGGCUGGGGAGCCGAGUAUAGGCGGCAAACGGUUACAAGCACUCCCUGCUGGAUUGAGCUGCAUUUGAACGGUCCCUUGCAGUGGCUGGACAAGGUUCUCACCCAGAUGGGUUCCCCAUCUGCACGCUGCUCCAGUAUGUCCUGAACAGCUAAGGAAAAGCCCCAAAUAAGCCGAUAACAAAGAUCAUGUAACUCCUAAACUUGUGAGUCCUUUCAUGGAGGAAAAAAGGAAAUCCUGCAGAAUCAGUUUCUGUUAACACACUUCAUAAUAUCUGUGGCCAAGUUCCACAUUCCUCUCUAAAACACACAUGCAAACACACACAGAAGAUCAAAUGCACCCACACUUUUACAACCACAUAUAUUCAGAUACAGACUUUUCAGUAAAUAAAACAAAUAAAGAAAAUAAAGACAUAAAAAAUUGGCACUUUGUUACCCAUCUAUGUCAUGCACCUUGUUGAAUUGCUUUGCCCCAAAUCCUUAAUAUUAGAUCUAUUUGUGGUACAAAUGAAAUGUAUAUUGGUUUUUAGUCUGGGAAGAAGGGGAAAUACCAAAAAUAUCUGUGAAUAGUUUCUCAAUGUUGAAGAUUGCUUGUAUAAGUAACACGAGCUUGAAUGCUAAAGUGAUUUUUGUUCCAGCCCACCACAGCCAUUGUUCUGAAUCGAAGUUUACUUUUCUCUUGGAAACUUGGCUCCAUAUUCUGUCAGAAGGAGGUGGCUUGGUGAAGAAACGAUGGCGUUAGUGGCCAUUUUUCCUUUGAAGGAAAUGCCACAAUGUGUUUAUGAAAAUUUGAUUGAAUUGGCUUUGCCACAAUAGCUCUUUCUUUUUCUUCUUCUUUUUUUCUUUUUAAGUCGUGUGUCGUUCAAGACAUGCCUUUUUAAAUAGACAAAUAGGAAUGUUAGUAAAAUAUUUCCACAAUUCUAGUCAAACUGCAGUCUUAGUGUUUUUUCUUUUUUUUUUUUUUCUUUCUUUUGGUGUAUGUGUGUCAUUAUAUGGCACUUCUUGUUCAAAUGUAGUUGAUUUGCAACCCCACUGACGCUGAUCAGCCUGGUAAUGAAGGUAUUGGCCAGGCUUUGCAGGGCACGCUGGGCAGGGACCAGAGAUCAGCUGUUGUUUAAACUUUUUCUUCUUUUUUUUUUUUUUUUCUCUCUUCUUUUUUUUGACACAACACUGGGAGUCCUUGGGCUCUUUUAAGGUGAAGCAUUAAAAUUCUUACCAAAAGAAUUUUGAAGGUAUCACUGAAUUAAUUCUGUUCUUAGCCUGUAUCCCCAUUGAUUUGCUACUUUUUUUGUAUUAUUGUGUAUUUUUAUAUAUAAAUAUACUUAAAAUUUCUGUCAUUCACUUUUUAUUGAAAUAUUUUCCAGACCACAUUUGUUUGUGAUGUGGCAUGGAGGGCAUGUAUCAUUCCUGUGUUUUACCCCAAAUUUCCAAUAGCAUAUCUUUUUGUUUUGGUUGAUCAUCAUAACCACUGCCCUACAUGAUGUGUAGCCUAUAUCUAACCUUGUUUUUUCCCUAGAAAUCUGUUGUAUUCAAAGUACACAAAACAACAGAUUUCACUGAAACCCCCAAAUCUACAUCUCUCUUAAGGUUUUGAUGAUUCUACAGGUAAAAGAUUUGUAGCGCAUUCAUUCAUUUCCUUUUUCAACGCAUGACCUCUUGUAGCUUUUUGGUGCUUACUCAAGCAAUUUAAAGUCAGUUGGACUCAAUUGGCUUUCCAAAUGUUACAGAAACUGGUUGGAGAGUGAAUGUGUCUGCGCACUGGGACAUCCUGUGUUGAUGUGUGUAUUGUAUUUGUUCAUUCUUCAUAAAAUACAGUAUGUUGAGCAAGGCUUACUACCUUUUUUUUAAGACCUUACUUGGCUUUUGAAAGUUUAAUUUGACCCCCAUGUCUCCCUCCCAAAUGAAGUUAGAGAUUGUCUUUGAGUGAAGUUUGGAUUUGGGGAACUGAACCAUGUUUUAGGGUCCAGUAUUACAUUGUUUUUAAUCUUUGACCUACAACAUAUGAAUGUGAAGAAAAUACAUUACAAAAUCUGAUGUGGACCAGACAUGCAUAUUCAUAACAGUAGUACAGUAUGUGUGUAUUUAACAGUAAUCUUUUUGCAAAGCAGUCAGUACAGUAGAUGUCGCAGUUGUUUUAUCAGUAGGGGGCAGUAUUGAUAGAGCAGUUUUGGUUUGUUUUUUUGUUGUUUUGUAUUUUAUUUUAUUUUUCUCUGACCAUAAGCUUCUCAGGCGUGUGGCAUAUUAUGCAGACUUCAUAAAACACUAAUAAAGAUUUUUAUUCUCAUGA
Messenger RNA from Cololabis saira (Pacific saury), 3854 nucleotides. Its product is annotated as mothers against decapentaplegic homolog 2. The record is from RefSeq and is a predicted model, not a curated record. The transcript is spliced from 11 exons. Gene Ontology annotation, cellular component: heteromeric SMAD protein complex. Gene Ontology annotation, biological process: regulation of transcription by RNA polymerase II; BMP signaling pathway; SMAD protein signal transduction. Bases 312 to 1715 code for a protein of 467 amino acids. Lineage: Eukaryota; Metazoa; Chordata; Actinopteri; Beloniformes; Belonidae. Gene Ontology annotation, molecular function: DNA-binding transcription factor activity, RNA polymerase II-specific; I-SMAD binding; RNA polymerase II cis-regulatory region sequence-specific DNA binding.